This is a messenger RNA of Lipotes vexillifer (Yangtze River dolphin), 1260 nucleotides long. It is a transcript of the gene STK32C, whose product is annotated as serine/threonine kinase 32C. Bases 7 to 1260 code for a protein of 417 amino acids. The transcript is spliced from 12 exons. NCBI's taxonomy places the organism in Eukaryota, Metazoa, Chordata, Mammalia, Artiodactyla, Lipotidae. The record is from RefSeq and is a predicted model, not a curated record. Gene Ontology annotation, biological process: protein phosphorylation; G protein-coupled receptor signaling pathway; regulation of signal transduction. Gene Ontology annotation, molecular function: G protein-coupled receptor kinase activity; ATP binding; G protein-coupled receptor binding.
AAGAGGAUGGGCUCGUCCAUGUCGGCGGCCACCGCGCGGAGGCCGGUGUUUGACGACAAGGAGGACGUGAACUUGGACCACUUCCAGAUUCUCCGUGCCAUUGGGAAGGGCAGCUUCGGCAAGGUGUGCAUCGUGCAGAAGCGGGACACGGGGAAGAUGUUCGCCAUGAAGUAUGUGAACAAGCAGCAGUGCGUGGAGCGGGGCGAGGUCCGCAACGUGUUCCGGGAGCUGGAGAUCCUGCAGGAGAUCGAGCACGUCUUCCUGGUGAACCUGUGGUACUCCUUCCAGGACGAGGAGGACAUGUUCAUGGUGGUGGAUCUGCUGCCGGGGGGAGACCUGCGCUACCACUUGCAGCAGAACGUCCAGUUCUCUGAGGACACCGUGAGGCUGUACAUCUGUGAAAUGGCACUGGCCCUUGACUACCUGCGCAGUCAGCACAUCAUCCACAGAGACGUGAAGCCCGAUAACAUCCUCCUGGAUGAGCGAGGCCAUGCACACCUGACUGACUUCAACAUCGCCACCAUCAUAAAGGAUGGCGAGAGGGCGACCGCGCUGGCCGGGACCAAGCCGUACAUGGCUCCGGAGAUCUUCCAGUCUUUCGUCAACGGUGGGACUGGCUACUCCUUCGAGGUGGACUGGUGGUCAGUGGGGGUGAUGGCCUACGAACUGCUGCGUGGAUGGAGGCCCUACGACAUCCACUCGGGCAACACCGCGGAGUCCCUGGUGCAGCUGUUCAGCACCGUGAGCGUCCAGUACGUGCCCACCUGGUCCAAGGAGGUGGUGGCCCUGCUGCGGAAGCUGCUCACCGUGAACCCCAAGCACCGCGUGUCCAGCCUGCAGGACAUGCAGGCGGCCCCCGCGCUGGCCGCCGUGCCGUGGGCCGAGCUGAGUGAAAAGAAGGUGGAGCCCGGCUUCGUGCCCAACAAGGGCCGCCUGCACUGCGACCCCACCUUCGAGCUGGAGGAGAUGAUCCUGGAGUCGCGGCCGCUGCACAAGAAGAAGAAGCGUCUGGCCAAAACCAGGUCGCGGGACGGCGGCUCCCGGCCGGAGAAUGACUACCUUCAGGACUGCCUUGAUGCCAUCCAGCAAGACUUUGUGAUUUUUAAUAGAGAAAAGCUGAAGAGGAGCCAGGACCCCACGAGCGAGACCCUGCCCGCACCUGAGCCCGGGGAGGGCGCAGAGGCCUUGGCGGAUGGCGAGGGGGCGCGCUUGGCCCUGCGUGUGUGCGGCACCAUCUGCCCCUCGGCCGGGAGCAGCUAG